Messenger RNA from Akanthomyces muscarius, 1461 nucleotides. RefSeq lists its product as uncharacterized. Gene Ontology annotation, biological process: regulation of DNA-templated transcription. The record is from RefSeq and is a predicted model, not a curated record. Gene Ontology annotation, molecular function: DNA-binding transcription factor activity, RNA polymerase II-specific; zinc ion binding. The transcript has 8 exons. NCBI's taxonomy places the organism in Eukaryota, Fungi, Ascomycota, Sordariomycetes, Hypocreales, Cordycipitaceae. The coding region runs from base 1 to 1461 and encodes 486 amino acids.
AUGAACGAGCUACUGCGGGACAAGGGUUUCUGUGUACUUUUUGGUGACUCUUCGUCACACACUGCUGGGCUCAUAUUUUCCCCGCCCACUCAAACUACACUCGGCCGGCGCAAUCCUCCCCUGUGCCAAAUGGCGAAAUCGAACAGCCGCAACCCGGGCGGGACGCCGCCCGUCGGUGCCGUCGAGGACAGCAAGCGAGUCAAGCGAUGGGCGCCGCGAGCCAAGACAGGCUGCGUGACCUGCCGCCGUCGCAAGGUCCGAUGCGACGAGGCGAAGCCCAUAUGUGGCAACUGCGUGGCCACGCGACGGUACUGCGGCGGCCCGUACUAUCAGGACUCGGCGCAGGCGACUGAGAUAAUCAAAACGAUGGCGGUCGUGAUCCCGCGUCUGCGAGAGACUGCACCCAAGAGAUGGGACGUUGUAGAGGCGUUCGAGUAUCUCGGUCUAUAUGCGAUACCACAUAGCACCGAAAUGGAUGUCAUGGCUCUUCGGCCGGCAAAAUGUAUCGAAUUGUAUGGGUGUCGUGCUGUCAACGUACUGCGCUCAGCCCUAGCACGCUACAUGGAACUCGAGACUUAUGAGGGUAAUUUUCUAGAAUAUCUACUGAAGAAGCGACUAUUUGAGAGAAUAUGCGAUCUGAUGGAGGCCGAGCACAUCUUAUGCUUGGACGGCUGGCGCGCCCACUUUGAUGGGUACUUUGCACUACUGAUCAUGUUUGGGAUUCCGAAAAAUAUACCAAAGGAUAACCCGGUCUUUGUCGACAUGCUCCGAUCCAUGACCGUAAACGCAAUUGUUGGCAACAGCGUGUGCAGAGUCGACAAGCAAUUGCGUAAAAUAUACGAAUUUGACGACACCGAACUUGUCAACCUUUUUGGGGAGACGUGCUUCGUGCCCUUCCCCUGCCCGAAAGCCAUAUUUGCCGAGAUCGCGGCCAUCAACCGCCUUAGACUUAUAGCCUCGACAUGCAAGAUUAGCGCUAUUUUGCCGGAGGCCAACGCCAUCUUUGGGCGGAUCAACUCUUUCGAUCCUGAAACCUGGAAGGACACGGCCGAUUUCGAAAUACCAGACACCCCGGAAGUGGUUUUGGUCGCCAAGAUAUUCCAGCUCGCGGUCAGCUUAUACGGCAUACUGGCACUGGGGCUGGAACAUGCCGACGCAAGCGCGCCCAAUUGGCCUGACAAGAUUACAACCACUGCCGAGAUGAUUAUGCUUAUGCAAAAGACGCUGAAGUCGCCAAAGUGUGUAGCCGUCAUGACCUGGCCUUCAGCCGUCGCAGGCGUCGCGGUCGCCGAUGGCCCAGAUGCGAGCCGGAACCUUAUUCUCGACAUCCUAGUUCGGAUCGAUUCCGAUGUGCUGGCGUAUGGUAUAGCGGCGCAUACGAUUGAGCGACUCCAAACAUUCUGGCUUACAAAGAAGACGGGCUGGGAAGAUUGCUGGAACGACUUCUACCUCCUGUGGUAA